CGGUAUCAGUUACAAAACUUGACAAGCUCAGGUUUUGUAACCGACAUUCCUCUGGCCAAUAGGAGCGCGCCUUUCCUGAUCACGUGACCGUGUAUUUUUAUGUAACACGCUGGCAGUAGCACGCGCAAUUAAGGUUAUCCUUAUACACCAGUCUAGCUUUUGUAGCUUAGUGUUGGGUUAAAAAUGUGUUUUCUACGCGGAUAUUAAUUUAUUAUUUCUUUUCUUUUUUUUUUUUUUUAAUUCCGUAGAAAAAUAAAGCUGGAAAAAAAUAAUAACAAUAAGAUGUCGAUUCAAGAGCCGGACCAAAACUGUGUCUCAUCAGGGGACAGAGGGGGUUUCUUCAUCCCGUCCGACACCGAGCAGGACUGGGCCGGGGAAGAAGACGGAGACCGGGUCGGGGUUCAGCAGAAACGCCUCAGAGGAGCGCUGGAUGCGUUAUUCAGAGCCGUGACGAGCGAGUCCGAGUCCGUGCGACCCGAACACAUCAGCACUUUAGUAGAAAUCAUCGUGCGGAACUUUAAGAAGAAGGAAACCUCUGUUUUAUGGGCGCAGAGCGCUCAGGACGGAGAACUGGACGGGGAACUGGACUGUCCCGGCUGUAACCGGUUUAUAUCGGAACCGGUUACCGUCGCGUGCGGACAUUCCUACUGCAGGAGCUGCUUACAGGAAGCAUUCCUGUCUAAAUGUAGAAAAUGCCAUGAGGAGAUCGGGGCGAAACAUCUGCUCUGUGCUAAUGUGCUCCUGUGUGGACUUUUAGAGAAAUGGUUUCCGGAGGAAAUACAGAAAACCAAGCGGAUAGCAGAAGUGAAAGGGCUGCUGAGGAGCAAACAGUUCACCCAGGUGCUUUCAUUAGCAACACAGCUGUUAGAAUCCGACCCCAGUAAUAUCAGACUGCGAGUGUGUCGAGCCGAAGCGUAUCGGCGUUUGCAGCACUAUCGUCACGCUCUAGAAGACUUCGAUGUGUGUGAGAGCAUUGCUCCGUCUGUCGAGGUGGUGUUCUGUAAGGCUAAGCUGUUAAAGGAAAUGGGUCGAGUGGACGAGUCUGUAAAACUCUUCCUGCAGUGUCUCUGUGUGGAUCAGGACUUCCAGGAGGCCAGACAGGAAGUGGAAAAUAUCCUGUGUGAUCUCCUGGUUGCGACAUGUGAGGGCGUACAGACGCUCGAGGAGAGUUCGGAGCCCUCGGGUCUAAUCCGAGCUCAGUCUCUACGGGCUCACGUAGUGGGCGGAGCCCGAGGAGACGGGCUGAAGCGGGUUAGCUCUGCCCCUCAGCUGGGAGAAAAGGGCGCACUGCUGAAGAGGAAGCUGUCCGGGUUGGAGGCGGGGCCUGAAGUGGUGGAAACCGGCGACACCAAACACAAAAAGCAUGGAGUGAGCGCCACAGCGUCUGUGUGUAGCGAUGAAGAUAAACUCCACCUCAGUGUACCGAGAGAUCUGCUGGACCCCGGCGACUUCGAGUGCUCGCUGUGCAUGAGACUGUUCUAUGAGCCGGUGACGACGCCGUGUGGACACACGUUCUGUAAGAGCUGCCUGCAGAGGAGUUUAGAUCACAGCCCUCAGUGUCCUCUGUGUAAAGAGAGCCUGAGACUGUACCUGGCCUCUCGGAGGUUCUACAUCACGCGUGUGCUUGAUGACAUCAUCAGGCGUUACCUGUCUGAGGAGCAUGCUGGGAGACAAAAGAUACACAACGAUGAAACGAAAGAGCUGUCGGAUUUAGAGAAUAACCUUCCUAUCUUCGUGUGUACGAUGGCGUAUCCCACCGUCCCCUGCCCCCUGCACGUGUUCGAGCCUCGGUACCGCCUCAUGAUCCGCCGCUGCAUGGAGACGGGAACGCGACAGUUCGGCAUGUGCAUCAGCGACACACACAAAGGGUUCGCGGAUUUCGGCUGCAUGCUUCACAUACGUAACGUGCACUUUCUGCCGGACGGACGCUCGGUGGUCGACACAUUUGGAGGGAAACGGUUCCGUGUCAUCACACGCAGCAUGAGGGACGGGUACUACAUCGCUAACAUCGAGUACCUGCAGGACCAGAGAGUGGAGGGGACGGAGGAGCUGCAGCUGCAGGAUCUGUAUGAUCAGGUGUAUAAUCAGGCAAGUGUGUGGUUUCACGCUCUGGAGAACCGAUUCAGGAACCAAAUACUGCAGCACUUUGGACCCAUGCCUGAGAAAGAGAAUGAUAUACAGUCCAGUCCUAAUGGUCCGGCAUGUUGUUGGUGGUUACUGGCGGUUCUCCCAGUGGAUCCUCGUUAUCAGCUCUCGGUUCUCUCCAUGACGACGCUCAGAGAACGUCUGGUUAAGAUCCAGCACAUCCUCGCGUACUUGCAGAACACACACGCAGAGUAGAACACACUUCCUCACGCCCUUAUGCAGUAGUAUUAUUGUGCCGUCCUACAUUAGCAAAGAGACAGUCCUGAUACACACACACACACACACACACACACACACACACACACACACCCACACACCCCGUGUGUUCUGAAUGAAACAAAUCCCAAAUGCUGAUAUUAGUGAUGUAUUUUUUUUGUCAUAUUUGUAAUAAAAACAAAACUGAAUUUACACUUAAAUCUUAAAACUCAGAGAAAUCAAAUUAAGACUGAAUCAGAUGAAGAUCAGAUGGAGAUCAGAUGGAGAUGUACAGAAAUGCGUUAGAGCCUGACCAUGUUCAUAAUCCACUGAUGUGAUUUCUAAGGAGCAUACUGCUGUAGAAUUAUUGGCACCCUCGGUGAGAUUAUGAAACAAUUAGAUCUUAUCAAGAGAAACAUUUAUAAAAUGUAGCUGAAGCACGUUUGACUUUUUAUAACAUUUUAUUUUAUAGAGACCCUGCACCUGAGUGUUCAGGAACUCUCACCCAUGACUUCCUGUUACACCCGGGUGUAAACAUGAGGUCUCUCUCUCACACACACACACACACACACACACACACACACGCACACGCACGUUCAUUAACAUGAGGAAAGUGCCAGUCAUUCUGGAGCGGAGUUGAUCUUACUAAAGCAGGCAGUACAGACCUUAGCACACAGCUUGUGGUGUAAGAUGUGUUCACAUGCAUCACUUCCUGUGAUUAGCGCCCUCUACAGUAUGAAUGCAGAGUAUUUAAAUAGACUUGAAUGGCGUUUAAUCAGCGUGAUUUUGGCCGCUGCAUGUUAUUAAUAUUAAUACUGAAACAUUCAAAAAGGCCGAUGUAAUCUGCUGAGAUCUCAGUCAGGUUCUGAUCAUGGAGUCGUUAUCACACGCUUAUGGACAAAAAUACAGAUUCAUUCCACAGAAGCAACACGGAGCGGACAAAAAUGUGAUUUAAAACAUUAUCAUGACCCGGGUUCAUCAGGAGGGAUCAUAAAAAAAACUUCAAAGGGAAGAUAUAUAUAUAUGACACAACUUAAGCCUUAAUUUUAUAAGAAAAAUGACAUCACAUUAACGCACAGUAAAUAAUUUUUACUCUCCAAUUAAACAUUAUGUACAAACUGCCUUAUUAUAUCUGCAGAUGGUUCCUGAUGGAUUUGAAAGAUCCAGUGAGUAGAAAUUCAGAUCUGGGAAUUAGUGUAAUAAUAAUAAUAAUAAUAAUAAUAAUAAUAAUAAUAACAGGUUGAAUAAUAUUGUGAAGAAUAAUGCUCGCUGAAAGUAACAGAAAUAAUCAAGCCUCAUGUACUUAAAUUUAAAGUCAAUAAUUUGUAAAGUUUGUUCAUAAAUUCCAAAAGCACAAGUGUGUGUUCCACUGAGCCCACACUUCAGGCUCUCCAGGAUUUUGCGAGCGCAGAAUUUAACGCAAAAUCAAGGAAACGCCACGAUAUUCGGAGGAGCGUGUGAUUUUUCUAAGUUUCCGCAGGUUUUCUGGAGAUUCGGGCCGAGACGCGUCAUGUGAUGUCAUCACGACGCGCAUUCAGCCGACGCCCUCUUCCAUUCACGUGCGUCGAUCAUGAGUACAGUUAAAUCUCUCAUUUACCAACAAACAUCACUACGAAACACUUUAGAAUUUGUAAUUGUGAUUUCACUGAUUCGAGUACUUUUGCGGCAAAAAAAAAAAAAAAAGCACAAAAUUCCGUAAGUCGCAUCACAAAUUUUGAAAAAGAAGCCGCCGUAAAAUCGAGCGUUUUUGGCCGCAACGGUCACAAAAAAACUCUGCGACAUCCUGUACGGACUGACGACAUAAUCGCAGUCCCAUUCAUCUACAGGACUGAUUUAUUUAUUUAUUUUCAGAAAAAAGCACUUGAUGAUGAUGAUGAUUAUUAUUACAGUUAUCUGAUAAAGGAAUUGUGCAGCUGUAGAUGAGGCAGAAAAAACCCCUCCAUUCUUUGUUGUUUUUGCGAUUUGAAGUUAAAGCUGUGACUCCUGAAAGAGAAACGUUCUGAUCUGUAAUCAGCGUGUUCGUAUUAAUCCAGUGUUCCUUCCAUUGUUUUCAUGUUUGUGCUCUAAUCGCUUUGGCACGUAUGAAAUUGCACUACUGUGAGCUCGGCAUGCGCUGAUCAUCAGCUACACAGCACGACAAAUCAUCGACAGACAACAGCCACGUAAACGUUUAACACGCCAUGCACCGAAAUGAACCAAGCUGGACCAAAAAACAGACCGAGUAGAAGGUUUCUCCACGCGUUUCACGUUUCUCCACGCUUUACACGUUUCUUUACAGACCGAGGAGAAGGUGUCUCCACGCGUUACACGUUUCUUCACGCUUUACACGUUUCUUUACAGACCGAGGAGAAGGUUUCUCCACGCUUUAUACAGCUGGUGUAAAAGUUAUUCAGAAACAGUUCAGUAGUUGUUUUUUUUCCCCCCAGAACUAAACAUGAAGUAAAAAAAAAAGCACAGUGGCUUUCCAGAACUUUCUGGUUACAGUAUAUAUAUCAUCAUAGUAUUUUCUUAACGUCAUUUUGAAGUGAUUUGUUCAGUUUAUAUUUACAGUUGGGGAUUUAAAAUUUCUAAAGGAAUUAUUUUUAAUAUAAUAAGUAAGUAUUUAUAUGAGUGAGAGAUCUAACGCGCCAGUGUCGGUCUCUCUACCGAAUGCUUGCUUUCUUUCUUUCUUUUCUUUGAUCCUGGUGGGAUUUCGGUGCAUCGCUGGUAUAAAACAUGACAUGAGAUUAUAGUUUUAUAAAAUGAAACUAAAAGCUGGUCCUGUGACGAGGAUAUGCGAGUUAGUUGUGUAUCAGCACAUGCCUGCUCAGAACACGGACUUCCAAAUGUAUUCAUUUUUAUAUUAUUACGAUUGUUAUGGUUUGUUAUUAUUAAUAAAGGGAGCUUUAGAGAGCUCGAGUGUCGUGUGGAGAGAGAGAACCUCCACCAGAAAUGAACGAUGAUGAGCUAGGGUUAGUUUUGUCAGGGUUUGAGUUUGUGUUCAUGUUGUUGUGAGCGUUAGUGUGUUGUGUAUCGUGGCGAUUAGAGCAGAAGAGUGGAUUGUUGUGUAAAGAUUUUGCGUAUUUUCCACACCGUGCGAUCGCACUACCACUUUCUGCCUUAUUAAAAUCUUUUAUUAUUUUAUUCCCUGCCUGACAGUUUGGUUUUAAUCGCUCUUCUUCUUCUUCUUCCUGUGUGUACAGUUUAACAGAUCGGUGAAAAUCAUUUGAUUUUUUAAAAAAAAUUAUUCUUUUUUUUCUUUCUUUUUUUUUUUUUUUUUUUUUUUUUUUUUUUUUUUACAGAAUUGUGCUUUUUUUUUUUUUGGCUUGGAUAUUUAUGUUAAUUUUAAUUUAAAAUAAAGCUAAAAAUUAUGCUUAAUCUCACUGUCACUGAUCUCUUCCACCAGGUGGCGCUACACACACACACACACACACACACACACACACUUCACAAAUAAUAUCUGAAGGAAAAGCAGUGUAAUGAUGUAGAACUUUCAGACAUUUCAACGUACAUUAUACAUUUAAAUUAUUCAUAUUGUUUAAUAAUAAAAAAGUUUUUAAUUAAAAACCCCACUGCUUCAUCAUAGUGAAUUAAAAAAAAAUCUGAACGUUUAAAUUGAAUCUUCAUUUAAAAAGCCAGAUUUAUAGUGUGAGUGUGUGUGAAUGUGAGUGAGUGCGUGUGUGUGUGAGAGUGUGUGUGUGUGAGUGGCGCAUUGGUUUGAUAUUAAUAUUCAGUUUCAGAAUAAUUUGAUAUUUAUUGAAUAUAUUUCAUGCUUUUCUUCCUACACUAUAUGCAGCACAUCUUUAAUGUUUAAUUGCUGAAUAAAAUAUUUAAUAAUGAGGUGAGUUUAAAGCCGAAACGUUUCACUGGACCUCCAGAAGGACGUCACCGAGCCGACAGCAUCAUCACGAACUCUGAAAGACAAAGAACACACACAUUAUUAUCCCUGAUUAUUAUUAUUAUUAUUAUUAUUAUUAUUAUUAACGUUAUAAUUAACAUUAACACACUAUAAACCUCAGCACUGAUGACGCAGAGGAACAGCGGAGAUAACACGUUACGGUUUCUAUAGUAACAGCUCGUUCACGGGGGCAUUUACAGCCGACGCUCCAUAUAAACAGAUUUAAAAACUGUUGAGGUGGAGAAGUUUUGUGUAAAUGUAUGAUUUAUGGAAGGAGUCUCCAGUGUCAGCAACGUCGGGAGAGAGUGGGGACAUGCUGGAACAGGAAAAUAAUCAUCUUCAGGGAGGUAACAGUAACUUCAUCACUCGGUAAGUGACAGGAACAGCACCGCUAUUACGUUUACAUUUACAUUUAUUCAUUUAGCAGAUGCUUUCAUCCAAAGCGACUUACUAAUGAGAAAUUUGGUAUUGUUUAAUUCAUUUGCAGAACAUUAAAUAAAACAAAAUGAAAUAAUAAUCCAAUGGUGUAACGCUGGCUGUAUACGUGUGUAACUAUGUAUGCUAUCUGUACAUGUGUGUAAGCUGUAUACGUGUGUAAUGCUAGCUGUAUA
Messenger RNA from Ictalurus furcatus (blue catfish), 6828 nucleotides. It is a transcript of the gene lonrf1, whose product is annotated as LON peptidase N-terminal domain and ring finger 1, like. The coding region runs from base 283 to 2340 and encodes 685 amino acids. Lineage: Eukaryota; Metazoa; Chordata; Actinopteri; Siluriformes; Ictaluridae. The record is from RefSeq and is a predicted model, not a curated record. Gene Ontology annotation, molecular function: protein binding; metal ion binding. The transcript is spliced from 12 exons.